Molecule: messenger RNA, 2731 nt
Organism: Tachyglossus aculeatus (Australian echidna)
Lineage: Eukaryota; Metazoa; Chordata; Mammalia; Monotremata; Tachyglossidae
Gene: STOM
Product: stomatin
Exons: 7
Coding region: 56-889 (277 amino acids)
Cellular component (GO): plasma membrane
Source: RefSeq, a predicted model, not a curated record
GAGAGCGGAGCGGUCCAGAAGGGGAGAGGGACGGGGACCCGGAGGAGCCGUCCCCAUGGCCGACUCGAAGACCCGACGGGUCCCGGACACCUUCACCGAAAGCCCCAGUACUGGUUUGGGCCCAUGUGGAUGGAUUUUAGUGGUGGUUUCAUUUAUCUUCACCGUUAUUACGUUCCCCUUCUCAGUAUGGAUGUGCAUAAAGAUCAUAAAAGAGUAUGAGAGGGCCAUUAUCUUUCGACUGGGGCGCAUCUUGCAAGGGGGAGCAAAAGGGCCAGGUUUGUUCUUCAUCCUGCCUUGCACUGACAGUUUCAUCAAAGUAGACAUGAGGACAAUUUCAUUUGAUAUUCCUCCACAGGAGAUUCUCACCAAGGAUUCCGUGACAGUCAGUGUGGAUGGCGUGGUUUAUUACCGGGUUCAGAAUGCCACCUUGGCUGUGGCCAAUAUUACCAACGCUGACUCCGCCACCCGACUUCUGGCACAAACCACAUUACGAAAUGUCCUGGGCACCAAGAACCUCUCUCAGAUUCUCUCUGACCGUGAAGAGAUCGCACACAAUAUGCAGGCCACUCUGGAUGAUGCUACAGAUGACUGGGGGAUCAAAGUGGAGCGGGUGGAGAUUAAAGAUGUGAAGUUACCCGUGCAACUCCAGAGAGCUAUGGCUGCUGAAGCAGAAGCUGCCCGGGAAGCCAGGGCCAAGGUCAUUGCUGCUGAGGGGGAAAUGAAUGCCUCCAGGGCUCUGAAAGAGGCCUCUAUGGUCAUCACCGAAUCCCCCGCCGCCCUCCAGCUCCGCUACCUUCAGACUCUCACCACCAUUGCUGCAGAGAAGAACUCCACCAUCGUCUUCCCUCUGCCCAUCGAUAUGCUGCAGGGCAUCAUGGCCAAGCACUAACCUGCAGAGCUGGAGGCAGGAAGCCGGGGCUGGCCACAGUGAACCGGAGCGAGGGCUGGAACCUGCGAGGAGCGAAGGCGGGGAAAUCUAAGCCCGGCUCUAACCCUUUUUCUUCCGUGACAUGUUGACUUCGAUGUGCUUAGGGCGUAAAGUAAUCACAAAGCGACGUAAAAAUUGUUAGUUGCUACUUCUGAAGGAGGUCAAACUGUUUAUAUAUGAAACCUGCUUUAAAUUUUCAAAUGUAUAUUUUUUAUUUUCCCCAGGUUUUUUUUGAUAAUCCUUUUUGUAGCUUAAAUCCUUCCCCCAAUGGCCAUUUUUUAAAGUUCCUUUUUUUUUUUUUUGAGUUUUAGCCGCACUAAUCAUCCAUCUCGGGAGUCCAGAACAAGAACUUCCCUUGCAAUAGCAGAUACCCAGAGGGCACUGUUAUUAUGGAAUAGAUUUUGUUCUAGGUUGGGCACUCUCCUUCUAGGCAAAUUUUUCCUAAAGUCUCAUUCAUUUUCAAACCACCCCACCCCUUCUCUACCCCAACACUAUAAGGGAUAGUGACUCUUUUUUCUCUUUCCUACCCAUGGUGUUGUGGGGAGCGUCCUGAUUUUGCCUCCCUAGAGUAUGGAGACUGUUUCCAAGCAAACCACCACUCUGUCACCAUGGCUGCAGUUGAGUGGUCGUCAUAGAAACCCUGCCCAGUUGCAGGCGGUCUUUGCUUUUGGAAAAGACUAACCCGAUAACUUCAAGGCCUCUAAGACCUUUUUUAGACUAACUUUGCUUUGUAUUCUGAAAUAGAAAUGUUUUAUAAAUUGUUCCAAGCCUCAACUUUAGUGUUUAUCGUUGUCUUUCAGACCCUCUAUAUAAUCACUAAAGGACUUGUGUAUCUUCUGGUGGCAAUUUUUUAAUAGUUUUGCUUAAAAAUGACAGUAAUCAUGCAAUGACUAAGCUUUUCUAUAUCUGGUUGGGGGAUUAGGGACUCUGGUUGUCUUUUAGUUUCCUCUGUUUACCCCUACAUGACAUACCAGUGCACAUUGGGAACAUUCCUGGGCCCGUUUUUAUCAGCCAUGUUUCCUUAAAGUAUGUAAACUGGGUGUCCAGCCCUGUAUGGUUUUUUUUUUUUUCAUGGUUAAAGGACAAAUCAUGCCAAUUGAAUGAUUAAAGAAUGAGGCACUAAGCAACACUUCCUUUUGUAACAACAAUUUGCAUCUAAAUUCCAAAUUCAAUACCAUCCUUUUACUUUUUUCCAUUGCUUUUCACUUUAAGGAGGAAAAACCUGAUGGCCCGGCAUGGGUGACCAUGCCCCUACACUAUCUCCUUUGUGAGGCCGAAAAUUGUCCUGGAGACAGUGAGAUGAGCUGCUGCUCCUCAAACAAACAAACAAACAACCAAAAAAAUAAACCACCCUCUGGGGUCCCAAUGGCCUGGGCCAGCUGAUUUUGAAAAACCUCCUCUGACCCCUUCCUUCAUGCAAGAGCUGGGUAUGUGGAUCUCUAUUAGAAAUCUUCGGAUCUUCUUAAGAUUUAAACUCAAGUUUUGUUUUAAAUUUUAAUUCUUAUUGUUUUGGAAUUUGUUUAUAACAUUCUCCUUGGAUUAUGCGGCUUGAGGUUCUUGUCAAGGAUCUCGUCUCAGGCCUAGGAGGGGGCUGUACCUUUCUGAUCUUCUUUACUCUCAAUCCCAAAAUGCCCUCAUUUCUGGCUUCCCAGCAGCACAGUGGAUUAUAGGUUUGGAUGAUCCAAUAUGAUGGAGAAGGACUGGAGAUCAGAAAGGAAAUUAUAGUAAGACGCUACUGUAAGAAUUCACCUAGGGCCUGCAUUUCCUAUUAUAUAUAGAAUAAAGUAUACAGCUUUCCAUUGG